Molecule: messenger RNA, 2824 nt
Organism: Acomys russatus (golden spiny mouse)
Lineage: Eukaryota; Metazoa; Chordata; Mammalia; Rodentia; Muridae
Gene: Ewsr1
Product: EWS RNA binding protein 1
Exons: 9
Coding region: 1685-2638 (317 amino acids)
Biological process (GO): regulation of DNA-templated transcription
Cellular component (GO): nucleus
Molecular function (GO): RNA binding; transcription coregulator activity
Source: RefSeq, a predicted model, not a curated record
UUAUAAAGGUUUCACGAUUUUUAUGGGUGUUUUAAAAUAGACAUAGACACUUGAAAUUACUAUCAUCACGUCUCAAAUCACCUAGAAUUCUUAGUAUUUUUCAAUUGCAAGAGCAAUUUGAAGUUUAUUCAUCUUAAUACUCCAGAAGUAAUGAUUCUACUGACUUUGUUAGACUGCUAUUAGAGGGGCCCAUCUUUCUGGAUGAGAAGUCUCUCCUGGAGCCAUAGAAGAGUUGAUGGCCUACCCCAUAGGUUGUUAACAGACUGUGAAGCAGUCUGUUGGAUCCUGUGGGGACAGGACACGGGGCAGUUCCCUUUCCCCUUUUUAUUGUGGUGUGGUGAUGGUUUUCAGUGUCUGCUACAGGUAAGGCGCUCAAUGUUGUUAACAUGCCCUUUUUCAUUGCCUCAGUAUUUUGAUAUUUUCAUUGGCUGUUAAACGUGGAAACUUUUUAACAUGCUUUGUCGCAUUUAUAUGCUACAGGUUACAAAGUGAGAGCCUUGUAUACACUUCAAUACUUAAAAAGUACCCGUACUCAGUACUCAGCCGGCAGCAUAAUGAAAAGUGGGACUAGACACGGUGUCCAUAUGGAGAGGAAAAAAUAUACAUAGAAUAUUUUAAACAAAAUGUAUUCAUUGUAUAAAUGGAAUCCUUCUGUAACUUUGGUAACUGCAUACUUGUUGUUUGGUAAUGAACCAGAGGAGGUAUAAUACUCUAGAAUUGUGUAACAUUAAAGUGUAAACUUUGUGUUUAAAGAGAGAGAACAUUUUAUGGUGUGUACUUUUAAAAAGGAAGCAAAGCUGCAUGCAACAGCUUGAAAAUGUAUAUUUAGGUAUUAAAGGUGCAAUACUGGUUACGAAAACCCCAGUUCUUCCCACUGGGGAGCUGCCUUUAUUUAAUCCUAGGAAAUACCCCUUCCCCCCAAAAAUAGCCACAAUUCAUAUUCCCUCUCCCCUCUGUAUAGUAUGUUUAUUACCAUAGUCUUAACUGGUAUGUCUAUAAAGUUGCACCCCCAGUCUGCUGAGCCUUGCUAUUUAUUGUAAAUUCUCCUUUCACAGUAACUGUUAAAUCUACUAGGGCCCGGGACUGUAUGGCUUUAUGCUGAAGAUUGGCUGGAUGCGUCCUCUGCUGUGUGUUGUAGACAUUUAAUGUGGUUGUCUCCUGCUUUAUUUUACUGUGACUUGUUAAGGAAGCCUAGGACCUCAUUUGGCUCCCUUGAGAGAGGUUGAGGGUGCACCUUUAUGAAUAUGGAAAGGUUCAUCACAGUAAUUGUCUCUGCCUUCUCAUUUCUACACCAACCUCCCCUGGUGUUGGGAUGAAUGUUUGGGAUCUAGGGGUUUUUUGUUUUGUUUUGUUUUGUUUUGUUUUCCUCUUCCUUAAUUUGCCAAGUAUUGCACUAUUAAUACCAGCCCCUGACAUGAAAGAAACCAACCACACUGGUGUGUACAAUCAGACAAGCAAGGUUGUAUAUUAAGGAAAUUUGAGCAAGCUGCCCUGAAGAAAGGCAUAGUGACAAGAUGAGAGAGAUGCAUUGUUUGGAGAUGUGUUUAGCCAGUGCCCUUCUUCCCCACGAGCCCUGCCAAGGCUCAGAGCGGUACUGGCUUUUAAAGGGAAAGGCCUUCAUUUCUUCGUUUAUCCCCCCAGCAGCGCUGGAGAGCGAGGUGGCUUCAAUAAGCCUGGUGGACCCAUGGAUGAAGGACCAGAUCUUGAUCUAGGCCUUCCUAUAGAUCCCGAUGAAGACUCUGACAACAGUGCAAUUUAUGUGCAAGGAUUAAAUGACAAUGUGACUCUGGAUGAUCUGGCAGACUUCUUCAAGCAGUGUGGGGUUGUCAAGAUGAACAAGAGAACUGGGCAACCUAUGAUCCAUAUCUACCUGGAUAAGGAGACAGGAAAGCCUAAAGGUGACGCCACAGUGUCCUAUGAAGAUCCGCCAACUGCCAAGGCUGCCGUGGAAUGGUUUGAUGGGAAAGACUUUCAAGGAAGCAAACUUAAAGUUUCUCUUGCCCGAAAGAAGCCUCCAAUGAACAGCAUGCGGGGUGGCAUGCCACCUCGUGAGGGCAGAGGGAUGCCACCACCACUUCGUGGAGGUCCUGGUGGCCCAGGAGGUCCUGGAGGACCCAUGGGUCGCAUGGGAGGCCGUGGAGGAGACAGAGGAGGCUUCCCCCCAAGAGGGCCCCGAGGUUCAAGAGGGAACCCCUCUGGGGGAGGAAAUGUCCAACACCGAGCUGGAGACUGGCAGUGUCCCAACCCGGGCUGUGGGAACCAGAACUUCGCCUGGAGAACAGAAUGCAACCAGUGUAAGGCCCCUAAGCCCGAGGGCUUCCUCCCGCCACCCUUCCCACCUCCGGGUGGUGAUCGAGGCCGAGGUGGCCCUGGUGGCAUGCGAGGAGGAAGAGGUGGACUUAUGGACCGUGGCGGUCCUGGAGGAAUGUUCAGAGGUGGCAGAGGUGGAGACAGAGGUGGCUUCCGAGGUGGCCGUGGCAUGGAUCGAGGUGGCUUUGGUGGUGGAAGACGAGGUGGUCCUGGGGGGCCUCCUGGACCUUUGAUGGAACAGAUGGGAGGAAGAAGAGGCGGACGUGGAGGACCUGGGAAAAUGGAUAAAGGCGAGCACCGUCAAGAACGCAGAGACCGGCCCUACUAGAGACCUGCAGAGCUGCAUUGACGACCAGAUUUAUUUUUUAAACCAGAAAAUGUUUUAAAUUUAUAAUUCCAUAUUUAUAAUGUUGGCCACAACAUUAUGAUUAUUCCUUGUCUGUACUUUAGUAUUUUCACCAUUUGUGAAGAAACAUUAAAACAAGUUAAAUGGUAGUGUGCUGAGUAUUGUUUU